Ctenocephalides felis (cat flea) is the source of this 2088-nucleotide messenger RNA. It is a transcript of the gene Ptp36E, whose product is annotated as receptor-type tyrosine-protein phosphatase kappa. Gene Ontology annotation, biological process: protein dephosphorylation. Bases 57 to 1961 code for a protein of 634 amino acids. NCBI's taxonomy places the organism in Eukaryota, Metazoa, Arthropoda, Insecta, Siphonaptera, Pulicidae. The transcript has 15 exons. Gene Ontology annotation, molecular function: protein tyrosine phosphatase activity. The record is from RefSeq and is a predicted model, not a curated record.
AGCAAUUGACGGCUGCCACCAGUUUAGUAUCGAUACCAAACACUAUUAAAUUAUCGAUGCUCAAUAGUGGACUUAUAUCAUUCGAACGUGUAACGAGAUCCGCCUCAUCUGAUGAAAAUGGUUCCAUGGCAGCAACAAUACCGGAUAAACCAAUAGAUUUAAAAAAUUAUGUAAAGCUAUGCGAGCAACGAAGAAAAUUUCCUGUUUUGUACAAAGUAGAAUUUCAGACUGCAGUAAAAGUAGAAACUCAUUCCUGCAGACAUGCAACAAAAAAAACAAAUUUGGACAAAAAUCAAAAUCAAAAAUGUAUACCAUAUGACUAUAAUAGGGUAGUUCUAGAUCCGUUAGAAGGAGAGCCAGAUUCUGAUUAUAUUAACGCCUCGUAUGUCGACAGUUUGUUAAAACCAAAUGCGUACAUAGUAACCCAAGGGCCGACAGAAGAAACCGUUACACAAUUCUGGCGGAUGGUGUGGCAGGAACGAGCCAGCGCCAUCGUUAUGUUGACCAAAACAUUCGAUUUUAUCAAGGUCAUGUGUGUACAAUACUGGCCAGCUUCAAAAGAAAAAGAUGAAUGUUAUGGUGGUAUACAUAUAGGAGUUUUACAAGAAGAAGAACUAGCCAAUUUUCACAUAAGGACAUUUCGACUGUAUAAAAAAAACUUUGACGAAGUGACGGAAGAGAGAACGCUUCUUCAGUUUCAUUAUACAGAAUGGCAUUCUCACAGUUGCCCCUUUGGCAACGCUAUUUUGGAGUUCAGGAGGAGAGUUCGGGCAGUUGUUGGUCACCGAAUUGUUUCCAGUACGGACAGCGGUCCCAUGGUUGUCCACUGCAAUGAUGGAGGUGGUCGAUCUGGUGUUUAUCUAGCAAUUGAUGCAAAUAUGGAAUUAGGAGAAGAGGAAGACGCCUUUGAUGUUUUUGGUUAUCUUAAAAAAUUACGCCAAAGUAGAAAAGGACUUAUAGAAAAUCUUGAACAAUAUAAAUUUGUGUACGAUACUCUGGAAGAGUACAUUGUAUGUGGAAACUCUUGGUUUCCGGUUCGCGAUUUGUCCGCACGUCUUAAGCAAAAAUCUUUGCGACAUCCAACUACGAAGAUGAACGAAUAUCAACGUGAAUAUGCGCAAAUUUGCAAACAGACUCCACGAUUUACCAUUGGUGACUGCGCCGGUGGACAUCGUGGAGAUAACAGGGAAAAAAAUCGAGAUGUUUUGGUUGUUCCUCCUGAUAACUUUAGACCGUAUUUAACAUCGUUUCAAGGAAACGCCUUUACGGAUUACAUAAAUGCUGUGUUUGUUGACGGCUAUACUAAGCCUCGGGAAUAUAUAGUUACGGAAUGGCCUUUGAAAGGAACUUGCGGAGAAUUCUGGUCCCUUGUUUACGACUAUGAAUGCGCUGCCGUUGUAAUACUUUGCCUACCCCCCAAAAAUUCGCAACAAUAUCCAUCGUUUUGGCCAGAUGGACGACAUUCAAAGAAAUACGGUCCUGUGUUCACUAUAGAUCAUAUUUCUCAUAACCACUACAGUAACAUAAAAUCUUGGGUAUUUCGCAUCAACAAAAAGAUCGUGUCUCUGACUGAACUUAUGGCAGGUGUGAAAGCACCACCAAGGACUGUACAAUUAUUCCAAUUGACGUGUUGGCCUAUGGGACACAAAGUACCGACGUCUACGAAUAGUCUAGUGGAACUAAUGAACAUGGUGGAGCGUUGGAGACAGCGUACGGACUAUGGACCCGUUUGUGUAGUCUCACCGGACGGGAGAUCUCGGGUCGGUGUUUAUUGUGCCGCGAAUGCUUGUAUCGAGCAAGUGAUUCAGCACGGCGAGGUGGACAUUUUCCAGGCAGUGAAGACAGUCCGACGACAUCGACCACAGUUGGUAGAAAACAUGACAGAAUAUAAGUACUGCUAUGACUUGGUGUUGCAUUACGUGUUGCACUAUUUAAACAAGGACAUGAAUGAAAAGAAGUGAGAGUGCGAGUUACAGGACGGCCUAUGGUUUAUUGAGAGCGGCCGCGGCGCCGCACUGCCUCGUACACCCGAAGAUGGUGCUGCUGGCGCCGUCGCUGGUUCAUUGGCGACCGAUGUAACUUUGCCUC